This is a messenger RNA of Canariomyces notabilis, 1922 nucleotides long. RefSeq names its product dihydrolipoyl dehydrogenase. The transcript is spliced from 5 exons. Gene Ontology annotation, cellular component: oxoglutarate dehydrogenase complex; mitochondrion. Gene Ontology annotation, molecular function: flavin adenine dinucleotide binding; dihydrolipoyl dehydrogenase (NADH) activity. NCBI's taxonomy places the organism in Eukaryota, Fungi, Ascomycota, Sordariomycetes, Sordariales, Chaetomiaceae. Bases 106 to 1623 code for a protein of 505 amino acids. The record is from RefSeq and is a predicted model, not a curated record.
CCACGAAUUCUCGACGCAGCGUAUCUUGCGCCGGACAUUCUCUGGGCAGUUACUCUCUUGCCUUUCUUUUGCGCCGCCAAUUUCGAGACCGUUCCAGCAGCCAAGAUGCUGUCACAGAGAUUAAUAGGCCGGGCAGCGGUCAAGUCUGCGUUUAGGCCGUCAGGGCUACCCUCAAUUGUCCCUGCAUCCAGAUGGAGGAGGACGUAUGCGACAGAGGCUGAGGAGAGAGACCUCGUCAUCAUCGGCGGCGGUGUCGCCGGCUACGUCGCCGCCAUCAAGGCUGGCCAGGAGGGCAUGAAGGUCACAUGUAUCGAGAAGCGCGGCGCACUCGGCGGAACCUGCCUCAACGUCGGCUGCAUCCCGUCAAAAUCGCUCCUCAACAACUCGCAUCUCUACCACCAGAUCCUGCACGACACAAAACACCGAGGCAUCGAGGUCGGGGACGUCAAGCUCAACCUGAAGCAGCUGAUGAAAGCGAAAGAGCAGUCGGUCUCGGGCCUGACCAAGGGCGUCGAGUUCCUGUUCAAGAAGAACGGCGUCGAGUACAUCAAGGGCACGGGCUCGUUCCAGGACGAGCACACGAUCAAGGUGCAGCUCAAUGACGGUGGCGAAACCAGCGUCGUGGGCAAGAACAUCCUCAUCGCGACCGGCAGCGAGGUCACUCCCUUCCCGGGCCUCGAGAUUGACGAGAAGAGGGUCAUCAGCAGCACGGGCGCCAUCGCUCUUGAAGAGGUGCCCAAGAAGAUGAUUGUCAUUGGUGGCGGCAUCAUUGGUCUCGAGAUGGCGUCGGUGUGGUCGCGGCUCGGAGCCGAUGUCACCGUGGUUGAGUAUCUGGACGUGAUUGGUGGGCCUGGCAUGGAUACCGAGAUUGCCAAGAACAUCCAGAAGAUCUUGAAGAAGCAGGGCAUCAACUUCAAGACGAGCACCAAGGUCGUCAGCGGCGAGAAGACAGGUGACGAGGUCAAGGUCCAGAUCGACUCUUCCAAGGGCGGCAAGCCCGAGACGCUCGAGGCGGACGUUGUCCUCGUUGCGAUUGGCCGUCGCCCGUACACGGGCGGUCUCGGCCUUGAGAAGAUCGGGCUCGAGCUCGACGAGCGCGGCCGCGUCAUCAUCGACUCGGAAUACCGCACCAAGAUUCCCCAUAUCCGGUGCGUCGGCGACGUCACUUUCGGCCCCAUGCUGGCGCACAAGGCCGAGGAGGAGGCCGUGGCGGUGGUGGAGUACAUCAAGAAGGGCUACGGGCACGUCAACUACGGGUGCAUCCCCGCCGUCAUGUACACGUUCCCCGAGGUUGCGUGGGUGGGGCAGUCGGAGCAGGACCUGAAGAAGGCGGGCAUCAAGUACCGCGUUGGCACGUUCCCGUUCAGCGCGAACUCGCGCGCCAAGACCAACCUGGACACGGACGGCAUGGUCAAGAUGCUCGCGGACCCGGAGACGGACCGGCUGCUGGGCAUCCACAUCAUCGGCCCCAACGCCGGCGAGAUGAUUGCCGAGGGCACGCUGGCGCUAGAGUACGGCGCCUCGAGCGAGGACAUUGCGCGCACCUGCCACGCGCACCCGACGCUGGCCGAGGCCUUCAAGGAGGCGGCCAUGGCGACGCAUUCCAAGCCGAUCCACUUUUAACGUGUGAGAGGGCGCAAGAAUCUGGGCGUGGGCUUUCAUGUGUACUCCUGUAACUGUAGUUUUGUUUUCCCUUUCGUAAGGCAUUGCAGUAUUGGUAAAUGGACUCGGCCAGCCGGCAAGGCAGCUUCAAGCACUACAUAAUUCUGUUUUCAUUGCAGGCGAGCGACGGAAGCAGCGCCGUCUUGGCUGCCGUUUGUUGCCGAGGAAUAACUACGGUUUACACAUAGAGCAUGGAUGGGUUUCACAUGAGGCUACGGUAUGGCAUCUCGCAGCCAGAUAGUUAUAGAUUUGAAUUCAUG